Owenia fusiformis is the source of this 1438-nucleotide messenger RNA. NCBI's taxonomy places the organism in Eukaryota, Metazoa, Annelida, Polychaeta, Sabellida, Oweniidae. The record is from the annotation of a GenBank genome assembly.
AUGACCAGUUGUUCAUGCAGAAAUAUAUCUGUACUGGAAGGCCACGAUACAGUGGCCUUAGAAGAAGUCAGGUGCCCGGAUAAAGAAGAAAUCAAAAAUUUUAAAAAGAUCAUGGCUACGGAGACUGCUGCGAAUGGCCCAGGUGCCAACAAAACUUGGGAGCUGAGUCUCUAUGAGCUACAUAGGACUCCCCAGGAAGCUGUCACCGAUAAUACUGAGAUUGCUGUUUCACCUAGAAGCCUCCAUAGUGAACUAAUGUGCCCAAUAUGUUUGGAUAUGCUAAAGAAUACAAUGACAACAAAAGAAUGUUUGCACAGAUUUUGUCAAGAUUGUAUUAUUACAGCUUUGCGAAGUGGAAAUAAAGAAUGCCCAACAUGUAGAAAGAAAUUGGUAUCAAAAAGAUCACUACGACCUGAUCCAAAUUUUGAUGCACUGAUAUCAAAGAUUUAUCCCAGCAGAGAUGAAUAUGAAGCACACCAAGAACGAGUUCUUGCCAAGCUAAACAAACAUCAUAAUUCAAAUGCUCUCACACAGAGCAUUAACCUUGGCAUCCAGUUACAAAAUCAAAAUCGGGCUCAGCGUGUUCGGAAACACAAUGUCCAAGACAGUGACAAUAAAAGUGACAGUGGGCGUGAAGGUGCUAUAUCGAAUGAUCCGACACCAAAAAAGCGCCAACGGACAAAUUCCAAUGAAUCAGGGGUCUCGGGAGCAUCUGCUAAUGCUCCAUCGGAAAUAGUAGAAAAUGUUGUCGGUGAUACUGAAGCACCCAACACUAAUUCUGUUGAUCCUUCUGGAAAUACAGAUGAGGCCACUAACCAAGCUAAUGAUCCAAUUGAUGAUACUGAAGGUCCACAGAAUGAUACAGAGCCCGAGGCUGAUGUGUCUACUGAACAAGAAAAUCCUGAUGGUCCUGUCAUUGCAGAUAUCGAAAUGGUUUUCAAGCCCCAUCCAGAUGAACCUAAGUCUGAUGAUCCGUCAAUGUUCAGAUAUCUUAAGACUUCCUGCAAUGCUUCAGUGGAACACUUGUCUCGCUACUUGGCGAUGAGGCUUGCUUUGGAUGAUGAAGCAGAUGACCCUGUUGAGGCGAAUCGGCAAGCAGAAGAGAGUGUAUACCACAUCUUUAUAGUCUCCCAGCCUGGCACAUUCACAAUGAUUCCCAUGCAGAUGACGCUGGAAACAAUCAAUGAAAAAUACUGGAAAACUAACAAGCCGUUGGAAAUGUAUUAUAAACUGAAGAGGGAUGAUACACCAGCCCCAGAAUAGAUACAGUUACUCUGAUCAGCAUUAUCCUCAGCACACUGCCCUCUGACUUUAAACAGUUAAACAAAUUAGAGGCUUCAACAAAUUUUGCAGCUGGUUUGGAUCUUGGAUGAAAAUAAUUUGAAUUAAAAUAAUUGAAAUCAUUGUUGUUGCUUAGCCAGAGUGAGUUCAGAUGUAU